UAGUUAUAUCAGAUUUAUUUCUUUUUAUUUAGAUAUCUCGAAUCUCUGGCUGGAUUCUGUAAAGCGCAUAUAUAGGCGCAUUUUAUUACAGUAUACGUGACAUGGACUAUAGAUAAAUGCGCGCAUCGUCCAGCUUUUGUUUUUGCAGCGCGAUUUCGAUCGCUUGCGCCGCAUCGUUUUAGUGUAAAGUUUAAAGUCUGCUGCACACAAUGUCAUUUAAUUAAAAAAAAACGUAACAUAAUAAAUAUUUUAUUAUAAAAUAUCCUCUCUUAAUAUUAUCACAUUUUUAGUAGAAUGUCGAAUAUUUCUUCGAUUAAAGUGCAUUAUUCUCUCGCACUGGACAUCUUUAAGCGUGUAGCGCUCUUUGAUUUCAUCUUCGUAGCUGAACUUUUCAUAUCUUUCAUCCGAUUCCGUCCAAUUAGGAUACAUUCACAUUAGGAGUGAAAAAUGGAAUGCGAAAAAAACUGAAUUUGUUAAAGUCAAUCCAUAAAAAAGCAAAUUAUCGUAUAGCAGAAUACAGUGACAGUACAAAUGUACCUUUCUUUUAGCUUUAACAAACUCUGCUUAUUUAUAUUUUGUUUUAUGCCCCUGAUAUGAAUACACCCUUACGGAUCGAUUUUAUUUUGAGAACAAGAAGUAAAAGAGGAACAAAGCAGUGUGUACUGCUACGACGAGACAAGAAGACGCAACUGGAUACAAUUAAAUCGAACAGACUUGUUCCAUUCAUAUCUUGUGGCUGUGGGUGCAAUAUCCCCUACCAUUCACAUCGUCCAACCGCCAACCCAACCGAGUGAACGGCAGCAGCCGUUAGUCCUGGCGUGUUAGCGUCGCCAAUAACAGACCAACGGCGAGUGUGUUUCCGCCAUCCGUCCAUCCGACAUCUUGGUCUUUGUCGUCUCGCGCUACUUUCCUAAAUGGCCAGGAACCGUCGAGGAACGACGGUCCUGCUCGUCGUCCUGGCGCUGGCGAGCGCCAGCCAUGGCUUCGACGUUAGCCUGAACGACGCGCUGGAUCUGAUCAAGUUGGGUCGCGAGACCGUGGUGGAGAUGCUGGAGUCCUGGGAGAUGAUCCAUACGCACGGCCCCGUCGAACAGGAGGGCGGCCAGGACUUGCUCGUGAAGAGAAUGGAGCGGGAGUUGCGACGGCGGAUCGACCUGGUCUCCAAAAAGAUCGACAUCUAUCAGGAAAGGAUGGAGAUCAAGGCCGACACGAUUCUGACGCAGCUGCUGUUGCGACUCCCGAUGCAGCGCAGGCUCGACGACAGCCUGAGAGAGCUGGACCGUUACAUCGGCCAGGUGCAAGGGCUGUACAAGAUCUUCGAGAUGUACGCGGACAAUCCGGACAGAUACGAAAGGUACACGAUAGUGCAGUUCGCCAAAUCCUGCGUAUCGCCGAGAUUGGGGGAACUGCCGGAUGUUCUCAAGUCGAUACACAGAUUGAUGGUGCCGUCCGAACAACAGGUGUAUAACAGGGACGUCCUCAGACUCCUGGCUAAUCAGAUGCAGGUAGGUACCGGGAUACGAGAAUCAGUUUCUAUGAAAACGAUCGAAGAAAUGGAUGGGUUUCCUGACUGACAUCGGGCAAUCUAGACGAAAAUAAAUGUGACUCCUGAUCAAGGAUCUUCUCUUUGGAAGAUUU
This is a messenger RNA of Pogonomyrmex barbatus (red harvester ant), 1638 nucleotides long. RefSeq lists its product as uncharacterized. The record is from RefSeq and is a predicted model, not a curated record. Lineage: Eukaryota; Metazoa; Arthropoda; Insecta; Hymenoptera; Formicidae.